This is a messenger RNA of Hermetia illucens (black soldier fly), 1182 nucleotides long. RefSeq names its product pyrroline-5-carboxylate reductase 2 (gene P5cr-2). The record is from RefSeq and is a predicted model, not a curated record. Gene Ontology annotation, molecular function: pyrroline-5-carboxylate reductase activity. Lineage: Eukaryota; Metazoa; Arthropoda; Insecta; Diptera; Stratiomyidae. Bases 461 to 976 code for a protein of 171 amino acids. Gene Ontology annotation, biological process: L-proline biosynthetic process. The transcript has 5 exons.
AGAUAUUUGUUGUUUAUGCUUUCUGGUUGGUGUGGCAGUUAAUUCAAUGUUCGGGUUUUUAUACAAAAUGGUCAAUUAUGUGUAAUUAUCAAACCUUUUGCUACUAGAUGACUAAAUAUUUUAUUGGAUGAACGAUCGUGGGCGAACAAAAAGAAAUAUAAAUUCCAUAUGAACUUUUUAAUUUUGUGGGUAUUAGGAUAAUAUUGCGAAAUUGAAGAGAAGAGAAAUCGAUUUCAUCGAUGGACUGGUUGAAGCGAAGUCAAUCGUGGCAAGUGUUCACCCACAAGACCUUCCAAACAUAAAAUGUGUAAAGGAUUUGGGAGCUGAGGCCGUAGUAGAAAAUCUUCCUGUGGUAAAACAAUCUGAUGUAGUUUUUAUUACGGUCAAACCUGAUGUCGUCCCGCAAGCUUUAUCAGAAGUAAAAUCUGCAAGUGCAAAUAAAUUAUUUUUAUCCAUAGCAAUGGGCAUUACUGUUGCAGAUUUAAGAAAGAAUCUCCACGAAAACAGCCGAAUAAUUCGAAUUAUGUCCAACAUUCCAAUCACUGUUCAAGCUGGAUGUUCAGCUUUUGUAAGAGGAUCAAAUGUUACAGAUGAAGAUGCAAAACUGACGCAGCAGUUACUUAAAUCGGUUGGUCACUGCGAAGAAGUAAAUGAAAAAUUGCUAGAUGUAAUAACUGCGUUGGCAGGCAGUGGACCGGCAUUUAUUUUCGUCCUUAUUGAAUCUCUUGCCGAUGGUGCUGUGAAGAUGGGUAUGCCUAGGGAUGUUGCCUAUCGUUUUGCAUCACAGACAGUUCUCGGUGCUGCACAAAUGGUUCGGGAUUCCAAAGAACAUCCUGGCAAACUGAAGGAUGAUGUUACAAGUCCAGGGGGCUCAACCGCCGCUGGAUUGAAUUAUUUAGAUAAAAUGAACUUCAGAGCUGCAGCUGCUGGUGCAGUUGAAAUGGCGACAUUGCGAAGUAAAGGAAUUAUAUCUUAGGGAUCUAAGUGCUAUUAUAUAAAUCGUGCAUGGAUGUUGUAUCUAUAGUUAAAUAAUAUUGUCAAGGUGCAGGCAGAUCUCACCUCUUGAGGAUGGAACUCUACUGUUAUAUUCAAGAAAAUAGUGAACAACUGUAAAUUAAACUUUUUGUUAGUUUUAUUCAAAAUAAGCGUAGAAUUUAUUAUUAAAGUGUUACCAUAUAUCAA